AUGUCGUUGAGCCCAAAGCACACUACGCCUUUUUCAGUGACAGAUAUUUUGAGUCCAAUCGAGGAGACCUACAAGAAGUUUAGUGCCAUGGACGGCGCAGGGAACCUAACCUCUCCACUGGGAGCCUACCGACAGCCUCAGGUGCAGACCGGCAUGCAACAACACUCCAUGGGCCAUAACGCCGCCGUGGCCACCUCUUACCACAUGCCGCACACCGUCUCCCAGUUCUCCCACAGCGCAAUGGGGGGAUACUGCAAUGGGAGCAUUGGCAACAUGGGAGACCUCCCGUCGUACCAGGAAAGCAUGCGGAAUAGUGCAGCAGCAACAGGGUGGUACAGCACCAAUCCUGACCCAAGAUACUCCACAAUUUCUAGAUUCAUGGGACCUUCCACAGGUAUGAACAUGACCGGCAUGGGGAGUCUCUCAGGAAUGGCAGACGCCUCCAAAUCCAUGCCAGUUCUCCACGCUGCGCCCAGGAGGAAACGGCGCGUGCUGUUCUCGCAGGCUCAGGUCUACGAGCUGGAGAGGAGGUUUAAGCAGCAGAAAUACCUGUCGGCGCCCGAGAGGGAGCACCUGGCCAGCAUGAUCCACCUGACGCCGACCCAGGUGAAGAUCUGGUUUCAGAACCACCGGUACAAGAUGAAGCGCCAGGCCAAGGACAAGGCGACGCAGCAGCUGCAGCAGCAGCAGCAACAGGACGGGAACCUGUGCCAACAGCAGGCGCAGUCCCCGAGGCGCGUGGCCGUGCCGGUUCUGGUAAAGGACGGUAAACCGUGCCAGAACGGCUCCAACACGCCGACGCCGAAUCAGCAACAGGUGCAACAACAGAGCCAGCAGCAACAGAGCCAACAACAGAACGGGGCCGGAGUGGUGCUCGCGUCCCCGACCAGCAGCCUCGGCCAGCACCAGAGCCAGCAGCAGGUGAACGCUUUGGAGCUGGAGGAGAUGUCGCCCAGCCCCCCCUCACUGCACAGCCAGCUCAACAUGGCCCAGAUAGACACUUCUGCUGUAGAUUACACCAGUAACAUGGUCAGCUCAAACCUCCUCUACGGCAGAACGUGGUAG
Messenger RNA from Anoplopoma fimbria (sablefish), 1065 nucleotides. RefSeq names its product NK2 homeobox 4a (gene nkx2.4a). Gene Ontology annotation, molecular function: RNA polymerase II cis-regulatory region sequence-specific DNA binding; DNA-binding transcription factor activity, RNA polymerase II-specific. Gene Ontology annotation, biological process: cell differentiation; regulation of transcription by RNA polymerase II. Gene Ontology annotation, cellular component: nucleus. The record is from RefSeq and is a predicted model, not a curated record. The transcript is spliced from 2 exons. Lineage: Eukaryota; Metazoa; Chordata; Actinopteri; Perciformes; Anoplopomatidae. The coding region runs from base 1 to 1065 and encodes 354 amino acids.